This is a messenger RNA of Ornithorhynchus anatinus (platypus), 2465 nucleotides long. It is a transcript of the gene RPH3AL, whose product is annotated as rabphilin 3A like (without C2 domains). NCBI's taxonomy places the organism in Eukaryota, Metazoa, Chordata, Mammalia, Monotremata, Ornithorhynchidae. Gene Ontology annotation, biological process: intracellular protein transport. The transcript is spliced from 11 exons. The coding region runs from base 69 to 1184 and encodes 371 amino acids. Gene Ontology annotation, molecular function: small GTPase binding. The record is from RefSeq and is a predicted model, not a curated record.
GCCGUGAGGCCAUCGACCAGACCCCCAGUUAAUUACUCUUUUUAAUCUUUUCCAUCGAUUUCCGAAACAUGCAGGAGGAACUCCUUCUCCAGAAGCCCUCACUGAAAAACAUCUCUGGCUGCCCUUUGGAGAAGAUUAUGAGCCCACAGGAGCGGCUAUCUGGACGCCAAGCCCCCACGGCCAUGGCUGACACCAUCUUCGGCAACGGGAGUGACCAGUGGGUGUGUCCCAAUGACCGCCAGCUUGCCCUUAGGGCCAAACUCCAGAGCGGCUGGUCCGUGCACACCUACCAGACGGACAAGCAGAGGAAAAGCCAGAGCCUCAACCCUGCCGAGUUGUCGACCAUCCUGGAGGUGAUCCAGAGGGCCGAGAAGCUGGACGUCAUCGAGCAGCACAGAAUCGGGGGCCUGGUGGAGCGGCUGGAGAACAUGAGGAAGAACGUGAUGGGAAACGGCCUGUCUCAGUGCCUGCUGUGCGGAGAGCCGCUGGGGUUGCUGGGCGGAACAGCCGUUUUCUGCCGGGACUGUAAGAAGAAAGUCUGCACCAAGUGUGGGAUUGAAACCUCCGGCGGCCAGAAGCGACCUCUGUGGCUCUGUAAGAUCUGCAGCGAGCAGAGAGAGGUCUGGAAGCGGUCGGGUGCCUGGUUCUACAGAGGACUCCCCAAGUACAUCUUGCCACUGAAGACUGCCGGCCGGACGCACGAAGCACACUUGAGGCCCCUGCAGGUCGAGCUGCCCCCCUACCAGACCACAAAGAGCCCCCUGGCCAGCCGCUCCUACACCUGGGCCAGGGGAAAAGUGGUCUCCAGCGACAGCGAAAGUGACUCGGAACCGAGCUCGUCCAGUCCGGAUGAUAAGCGUUCCUCCCGAAGGAACAAGGACUCCAAGAGCGAUACUCCCCACGGGGAAUCGGGUCUGAACGUCAAGACCCCGAGGGCGGCAGGAAGCGGAGCGUCGGGCGCCGCCUACCCCGAGAGCCGGACCGGCCGGGCGGGCCCCGAGCCCGGGGGAGGCCACGGCGCAGCAGAUGGUGGGACUGGGGACCCACAGGGGCACGCCUCGGACAGGGAUGGCGGCAGGAAGGCUCCCGCUAGAGAGGAGAACCGCAAGCAGAGGGUAGUGCAAGGCAGCUUGCCCCGACAAGCGUGUGCCACCAUCCGGAUCCCAGGGCGAUGGGGGCACUAACCUGAAGGAAUCCACCUGACCUCUCAAGGCAAGAGACGCCCACAGACAGGUCCAAGUUGCUGAUGGAAGCCCAAAACCCGCCUCAACCCGGCAGUCUGGACGUUAGUGUUAACCUGGACACAAUUUUGAGAGUCCCAGACUGGAACUUUUGCGCUCUGGGCACUGAGCCAGAAUUAUUGGACAGACUGUGUGUCAUCAGAAACCGGGGACCAGGACCCCUCCCGUUACAAGAUAAAUAGGUUGGAUCUGACAGAGGACAACUCCCGGAAGAAUGCUUUUUGCCUCUUCCCAUUCCAGCCUCCCUCAAAGAUUUCUCUGGAUCAGUGAAUAUUGAUCCAUGGUAUCUGAGCACUUACUGUGUGCAGAGCACUGUACUAAGAGCUUGGAUGGGGGGCCCUUGUCACUGAGGGUGAUGAAGUGUUUUGAAUUUGAAGCUUCAGGGCAGGACAUCUAAGUGUGUGGUUGGGGUAACUGAGGAUUGACCAAGGUUUGUGGAAAAUGAAAUGGAGUUGUCAAUACGGUGGCCUUCCUCCUGAGGGGAUUCUAGGUAAUGAAUCCCCUCUCCCGGGCUUGUCUGAGCGAGGUCUUCCCCAGCCAGGCAUCCCCCAGCCUUCAGGGUUAUCCUCAGCUAUUCCCCAGCCUUCUCUCCUGUCCUGAGAUUCAGACCGUCCUUUGGCUUUCUCUUCCAUGUGUCCUCAGGGCACGGAGGAGGUGACCCUUCUCAGAACCACUCAGUUGGGACUGAUCUGUCUACAUGGGUGAUGUCUGUGAGUGGACAUUGACAAAACACCAGCUUAUAGAUUUUCUCUUCUGCGAGGGAAAAAAAAACCCAUCAAAGCACUGACUUUCCUAGAGCCUCCCCAAAGCUUGGGGAAAACAGCAGGAACCUCACCAAAGAAACCCCAGGGAAACCAAAGGAGGUAUCAAUGCAGAAUUUGCCAGACCUUUUCAUAGCAAUUUCAACCUUUCCUCAGCAAACUCAAUUGAGCAAAGCAGACCGCUCCUGCUGCUGCCAGAACGGCAAGCGGCCCUGUGUUUUCAGGCUUGCUCUUUGUUCUCUCUACCUGACUUCUUAUCUCCUUUACUUUGUAGAGUUCCAGUGUAGUCACCCUUCCUCAGGGAGGAUGGAGAGUCAGAAUUGAGUCUGUACGCACUGUAAAAUCACCUCUGUGUCCUGAACAGCAAACCUACAUUUUUACCCCCUGGCUAGCUAAUCUCUUCUCACUCCCCAGUCGAGGUGCUUUGUAUGGUUCCUGAAAUACUUCAUUUUUCUUUGGGGCA